AGCCUAUGAAUCAUCAAUCAUCAAUUGUGUCAAUAAUGUCUACCGUGGGAUUCAACAUUGCCAUCGAAACUACAAGGUCCACCAAAGCGACCUUGCGCAAUAUUUACCUCAAUAAAUUUGCAUAAGUAGGCGUUACUCGUCGGCAGUUUAAGACAGGGCUGAUUUCUAUUGAAGAAAAAUGGCAUCAACAGAACCAGUCAAACCUGUUCGAGUGAUCCUGUGGAUGGUGCCUCGGACAUUGUCUACAGUCUUUCUCAAGUCAAUGAGCAACUUGGAUCGAGUCAAGAUCAUUAGUGAGCCUUUUACCUGUGCAUCUGCUUUUGGGCCUGAACGAAAACUCCAAGGGGCUGCGGCGGAGGUGGCCGACAGUGUCACUAAACGUAGUUCAAGCGCCGAUGUAGAAAUGGGCUUGGAUCACAAUCUGUAUACUUACAAAUGGGUAAAGGAGUCACUCCUGGAAGGUAACUAUCCAGGUGUAGAGGCUGUGGUUUGUAAAGAUACGGCUAUAAGUCUCCCUAAAGAAAAAUACGAUAUGAUUCCAAGUGGCUACAGACACGCGUUUAUGAUACGGCAUCCAAACAAGCUUUUUAAAUCAUGGAACAAGAUGUUCGAAGGAGUUACCCAGGCUGGUGAAAGUAAACUGCCAUUUUCGACACUGCUGAAAGCAACAGGAGCAACAGGUUACGGCUUUAAGGAGCUGUUCGACUUAUACGAGUACGUAAAAGAAAGUGGUUUAGAGAAGAAUCCAAUCAUUAUCGACUCAGAUGACCUACAAAUUGACCCAGAAGGUGUUCUUCGCAAAUUUUGCAAAACUACAGGCCUUCAGUAUACAGAUAAACUUUUGAAAUUCGACGCUGGUGAUGGAGUCGUAAAGCAAUGGGCAGCGUCAAAAAUCCAGCUCCAAGCCAACAAGGCUGUUUACGGUGUUUAUCAGGCUGCAUUCGAUAGCACUUGCUUUAAGAAGCCGGACAACAUGGAACCACCUCCAAGAUCUGAGUUUUCAGAAGAUUUGUUAGAAUGCAUUGACACGUCAAUGCCAUAUUAUGAAAAACUAUACGCUGAACGGCUAGUCGUUUAGAUAAAUGAUUGGCGAUAUUGGUUAUAGGCCUUUAAAGAUUAUCAAUAAAACGGUUUAUUACAUUGUCUUGACAUUUUUCAAAAGUAGGCAUGGCUCAUAUUCUAUAUGAGUUAUGAAGACCUCCGUUGAUGUUUCAAAGCACUUAUUUUGCAAAGUGCUGUAUAGAAUUGCGAUUACAUACAAUUAUUACAGCAAACCUACGUACUUAUGUUCGAUGAUUAAGCAAAAGACUAAGUACUAAGCCGGGUACUCACCGCGAUUCUAUGAAGAACGCACGCCACGACGCACGCACAACGGAUCGUUUUUAAUGACGAUCCGUUCAGCCUCCUGCCGAUGGCAAUCAGCAGACGGCAUCGCGUUGUCUAUACUAUCGCUCACAGGGAGUGGAGUUGGAUUCGUCGGCCGACGCAACGAGUGCCAGGUUUAAGUGUCCGAACUCCAAUUGUUAAAAAAUACAUCAGUUUAGAUCUAUCAGAGCACCAAGCCCCGGAAUAUCUAGAUUUGCUGCAUUUAUUCUAGUAUUUUAAUAGAGUACUGGCAGAGCUUAUUACGUCACCGCAUAGACAACAAUGUGCGACACUAUUAUUUUAGAACAUAAUUAUAAAGAGAUCAGAAUUAUAAAAAUUAUGUUAGCGUUGGAACAAUGAUUCAAUAGAGUGAUAUUAUUUGACUACCUGUAAUGCCACUAAUAACAAGUGACAUGGACUGGUAGCCACUAAUAAUGAUAUUAGUGAUUACCUGCACAUCAUGUGACUAAUAGCCUAUUAUUAGUAGUACCGAAAACUUGUUAAUAAAUUGAGAUAGUCUCGAA
This is a messenger RNA of Anneissia japonica, 1889 nucleotides long. RefSeq names its product branched-chain-amino-acid aminotransferase-like protein 2. Bases 179 to 1078 code for a protein of 299 amino acids. The transcript has 2 exons. Lineage: Eukaryota; Metazoa; Echinodermata; Crinoidea; Comatulida; Comatulidae. The record is from RefSeq and is a predicted model, not a curated record.